Molecule: messenger RNA, 225 nt
Organism: Helobdella robusta
Lineage: Eukaryota; Metazoa; Annelida; Clitellata; Rhynchobdellida; Glossiphoniidae
Exons: 1
Biological process (GO): regulation of transcription by RNA polymerase II
Molecular function (GO): DNA-binding transcription factor activity, RNA polymerase II-specific; RNA polymerase II cis-regulatory region sequence-specific DNA binding
Source: RefSeq, a predicted model, not a curated record
UACAACUGCCCCGAAUGCAAGCGAGUCUUCCGCUACAGAGCCUGUCUGAUAAGUCACACGAAGACGCAUAUCAACCAGCGACCACACAUUUGUGUCCAGUGCAACAGAGCCUUCAAGGACUCCUCUGCUCUCAACAAGCAUCAGCGGAUUCAUUCGGGUUCGAAACCCUACACGUGCCCGCUGUGUGCUCGCGCCUUCAGUCAGUCCACCAACCUCAACAGACAU